CAAAUAAAACAUGGAGGUAGUGUCGUGAAACGUUGUUGAAGUAUUUGCCUUUGUUUACGUGUCGAAAUCAACGAGCGAGAUUAGCAAACUAAUUUAAAGUGCUUUUUGUUUCGGUGUAUGGAAUUUGUUCAAAAAUUUGUCAACAUACUGCUUUUAUUGUGUAUCAAUAUCGCUGAUAUUUCUUGAAAUGAAUAACGGGGAGGUUGGAGGAUCUAGAGGUAGAGGCCGUGGUUGUUGGCAUCAACCCGAAAAGACGGCUCGAGAGCUCCGUCAGCCCAAGCACUUAAAUGAAGAAACCAAAUCAACAGCUGAACCUCUCAAGUCGAAACUGUCAGCAGAAGCUAAGGAAUGGUAUCCACCCAACUAUGUUCGUCAAGCUCCAGUAGCAUAUCCACCUGAGCCCUAUAGAGUGCAGCGGUUUUCCUCCCCCCAAGAUAGAAUUCGACAAGCACAAGAACUGGACACUUAUAAUUUGUAUGAGUUGUCAAAUUCAAUCGAAGAAACUGAAAAUAUUGAUUUGCGGGGUAAUAUAGCCAGCCUGAUUACAGUCAUGUGUGAGAUAACAGUUGACCCUGGCAAAUUUGACACUUUAUGUGGACCACUUGUCGAUUCGUUUAUUUUAACACUAAAUGAUGUGGACUACACUCGACCUCUUGUUGAAGCUAUUGUUAAUCAGUCAAUUGCUGAAGCAAAUUUCCGUUACAACGGAGCUCGUCUGUGCUCCAUGUAUGAUUCAGUGGUACCUCAAGAAGAUUCCACUUUCCGUGCAUGUCUACUCGAACGUUGCUCGGCUGAAGAGAACAAAAUUAUAAGUGGUGUUGAAACAUCUGAGGAGAAUAUGCGCGGUUUUGCGAUGUUUUUAGCUGAAAUAUACACACAACUUGAAGACAAUCAGAGAGGAAGAAUAAGGUCAUUGGGAGAAAGUCUUUGUAAAGUAUUGUUACACCUGCUUGACACAGAUAAAGAAGUCAAUAUAAAAGCAGUCUGCCAGUUGUUAAAACUGUCCGGUAUCGCGUUGGACGCGGACUGCCCGACGAGCAUGCAAGCGGCGUUCGAGAGGCUCAAGUACCGAUCGCAGUUGGCAUGCGUGCAGCGCGUGCUGGAGCUGCGCACGGCGCGCUGGGGUCUGGCCGAGCCCGAGCCCGACGAGCGCCGCGUGCCCGCCGACACCCGCCGCCCCCCGCCCGCGCCCGCACCUGCACAAACAAACUCUGAAACGGACGGGUUGGCAGGCGGGUACUUAGCCGACGGGCAGUCGCUGACAACGGAAGAGUGCAACUUCCUCCAAAGUAACUUGCCGAACAAACCUGCUUCGCUCGAUGACGACAUUCUUGAGGAGUUGGAGAACGAGGCCUGGGACACGGGUAUGGACCUAGAGAUGCAGGAUGCAUACUUGGAAUUCCUCAAGAUUUCCAAUCAGAUCAAACGAUAACCGCAUCUCUCCCCGUACGACACGUCCGGAACAGACCAGAUUGCGUCUUUAUAUUAGGACAAUUGUGAAAAGUAAAAAAAAAGAAUAAAACUUUAUAAAACAAUAAAAAGAGUUUCGGUGAAUGCUUAUAAUCAAUUUAUAAAUAAUAUGCAUAAACAUAAGGUACAUAAAGUAUUAAAAUAUGUUGCCUUUUCUACAUAAACCAAUAGUAUACUCAUGCCAUGGAUCGAGCAAUAAUAAAUUUAAAAAAAAUGUAAUGUAAGUUUACACAUGUAUGGUUAUAUCCCAAUGAAUUAUUCAUAUUUUAAAAGAAUUAUAUCUAGAUACUCUUGAAAAGCUCCUCGAGUAUUGAAUGUUAUAGCUCGAAAGCUCAUACAUAGUACGCAUAAAUAAUGCUUUAUAACAUAUAAUGUACAUUUCUUUUUUUUUUAUGAAGUAUCUAAUACACAAUUUGGUCUGUGACUCUGGAAACUUGCUUGCUUUACGACGUGACGUGACUAAUGACUAGUUUUUAAUUAACAUAUGUUUAAUAUUACUAUUUUAAUCGAGCAUGCAGUAACAGUACAUAAUUAUUAUAGACUAAAUGUAAACAAGUAGGCAACCAAAAUUUCUUUAAUUAAUUUUGAAAACUCAAUCGGUAGUAAAGUAGAAUUGGCAAAUCGUUUUUAUCUAUACCGAGUUUUUUUAAAUAUACAAAACCGCAAAGGUCGUUUAUUUUGACACCUAAUUUGACUAUGAGCAAGUUCAAAAUAAUCAAGCCUUUUUAAAUUUAAGAUGUAAAAUAUAAUUCAUACCGCAUUCACACAUGCGCUUCUUGAUGAAAAGUUGGACAAAUACAAGCGACCGUUAGCAUAUUCACGUACUUUUCAUUUCCAAUCAUUUAAACGUGUGACAAAAGACGUCUACGUCACUUGCGCGCAUGUGUAAAUGUGGCUUUAGGUGUCAAAAUUGUCGAUGAUCUUUUUUUUUAUUAUUAAUUAUUGUCUAUUUAGUCUUACAAUUUAAUAAAAAAAGUCAGUGAAACUUGUAGUUUAAAAAACGUUAGUUAUUCGAAUGAGUAUGGCAUAAAAAGUAAAA
Nymphalis io (European peacock) is the source of this 2509-nucleotide messenger RNA. RefSeq names its product polyadenylate-binding protein-interacting protein 1 (gene Paip1). The transcript has 8 exons. The coding region runs from base 188 to 1432 and encodes 414 amino acids. The record is from RefSeq and is a predicted model, not a curated record. Lineage: Eukaryota; Metazoa; Arthropoda; Insecta; Lepidoptera; Nymphalidae. Gene Ontology annotation, biological process: regulation of translational initiation. Gene Ontology annotation, molecular function: translation activator activity.